CACGAUUGGAUGGACGGUGCUUACGUCAUUGCACCCGGAAGACUUUGAAAACCUUGUGUAAGCGUCCUCCUGCCUUUCCCUAGCAAACAGAGCAUUAUGCCGACGUCUCCUGUUAAAACGAGGAUCCCUCUGACCAGCUUCGGCCAUCUCAUCACAGAGGUGAAGAAGCAGCUGUUUGGUAUUGAGGCUCCAGCUUCUGCAGACCUGACGGGUUAUAGGAAAUACUUUAAUAGCUACACGCUGCAGGGGCGCCGAAAUUGCGUGUUGGUAACUUAUGGGCUCUUUGCUGUAACUGCAGCCGCCUACUUCAUUCACAGACAGAGGAAAGGAACACAGACGUCCAGCUCCACGGCCUGAAAGAUGGGAGGAAACGCCACAACACUACCCGUGCUCUGUUAAUAAAACCUGUGAAAAUGCUUUA
Messenger RNA from Cheilinus undulatus (humphead wrasse), 421 nucleotides. Its product is annotated as ATP synthase membrane subunit K, mitochondrial-like. Bases 97 to 357 code for a protein of 86 amino acids. The record is from RefSeq and is a predicted model, not a curated record. The transcript is spliced from 4 exons. NCBI's taxonomy places the organism in Eukaryota, Metazoa, Chordata, Actinopteri, Labriformes, Labridae.